AUGGAUGGACACAGGCGCGCUAGUGAACGUCAUGAGUCUCGACUCAGCGCGAGAGAGAUUGGCAAUGCAUGCCGAUCGAAGAACAAGGAGGAGGGGACGCGAUCUCGUUCAAGGGCGAAUGGAAACCAUUUGAUCGGCCUCGUCUCGAAUGUCGAAGUUGAACUGAUGGGCAUCAAAGUUGGUGCCCCCUUCUUCGUUGCGGAUCACAUUGAUCUAGAGGACAAGCUCAUUUUUGGAACGCCGUAUCAACAAGGGCGUGACCAUUCCUCGACGACAUGGCGACGAAAGGAAUCAAGGACCGAUUCUGACAACGCUAUUAUUGCGCCUGGUAUUCGCAAGUUCGUUCUCGAGCACAUACAGAACCUUGAUCGAGUCUUUGCCGAUAUCGAAAGGGCUGGCGCAACCGUCUCUGGCGCGAAAGCGUCGUUCUGCAUGGCUGGCGUGAAGAUUGUGGGAUAUGUUUGCGACAGGUUUGGUCGACACGCCGACGCGAGCGAGAUUGAGAAGAUUGUGACGUGGCCAACUCCCAGGGAACUGCGAGGUUUCCUUGAUAUCUGCGCGUUCUACCGCGUUUGGAUUGAUUGA
Fonsecaea monophora is the source of this 585-nucleotide messenger RNA. RefSeq lists its product as hypothetical. The record is from RefSeq and is a predicted model, not a curated record. The transcript is spliced from 2 exons. Lineage: Eukaryota; Fungi; Ascomycota; Eurotiomycetes; Chaetothyriales; Herpotrichiellaceae. The coding region runs from base 1 to 585 and encodes 194 amino acids.